CGGCCUCACGGCGGCCGGAAGUGCCAGUGGUGGGCGGUGGGUGCGGGUUCGCUGCCGGCCCGAGCGCGCCCAUCGCGUUCCUCUCCCGCUUCCCCACGGCCCCGCCAGGUCUCCUCACCCGUCCCUGCCAUGCACCCCCGGCGCCCCGACGGCUUCGACGGCCUCGGCUACCGCGGGGUGGGCCGCGACGAUCUGGGCCCCGGCUCCAGGCCCUUCAGCGGCUCUGAGCUGGGCCCCUGGGUAACCAGCCCGCCCGACAUCCCCGGCAGCCGCAAUCUGCACUGGGGCGAGAAGACGCCGCCAUAUGGGGCCGGGACCCCUCUGGGCGGCGCCGGCCCCAACGAGGAGGCCAACAUCGGGGCGGGCGGCCCCGGCGCCGAGCAGUUGAACAGAUUUGCUGGCUUUGGUAUUGGCCUUGCAAGCCUAUUUACAGAAAAUGUGUUGGCACAUCCUUGCAUUGUUCUCCGUCGUCAAUGUCAGGUUAACUAUCAUGCACGGAAUUAUCAUCUCACUCCAUUUACUAUUGUCAAUAUCAUGUACUGCAUUAAUAAGACACAGGGUCCAAGAGCUCUCUGGAAAGGAAUGGGCAGCACUUUCAUUGUUCAGGGCAUAACCCUGGGAACAGAAGGCAUCAUCAGUGAAUUUACACCUUUGCCAAGGGAACUUUCACAUAAAUGGAACUUCAAACAGAUAGGUGGACACCUUUUACUCAAAGGGUUAACACAUGUGAUAGCAAUGCCUUUUUAUUCUGCGAGCCUGAUUGAAACUGUACAGAGUGAAAUAAUUCGUGACAAUCCUGGCAUCCUGGACUGCGUGAAAGAAGGAAUUGGCAGAGUUGUAGGCUUGGGUGUACCCCAUAGCAAGCGUCUCCUUCCUCUGAUGGUCUUGAUUUUUCCAACUGCUCUACAUGGAGUUCUUCAUUAUGUCAUCAGUUCCGUUGUCCAGAAGCUGGUUUUGUUUGUCUUAAAAAGGGAUAAUUCCCACAACYUUCCAACUGAGAGCUCCACUUCUGUGCAGAGCAUGCUGGAUGCAUAUUUUCCAGAACUUAUUGCUAGCUUUGCUGCUAGCCUUUGUGCUGAUGUCAUGCUUUACCCACUGGAAACAGUUUUGCACCGCCUUCAUAUUCAAGGGACACGCACAAUAAUUGACAAUACAGACCUUGGCUAUGAAGUGCUUCCAAUCAAUACUCAGUAUGAGGGAAUGAAAGACUGCAUAAAUACUAUAAAACGGGAAGAAGGAAUGCAAGGUUUUUAUAAAGGAUUUGGAGCUGUUAUAGUACAGUAUACCUUGCAUGUGGCAGUUUUGCAGCUUACAAAAAUUAUUUACUCAACACUGCUUCAAAAUGUUUCUUAGUGUGUCCAGGUCUGGAUCUAGUACAUUGGACAUGAUUGACUUGCUAACCUAGUUAUUGUUUAAAAUGGCUUAGAAAAUGAACUUGUAGAACAACUUGUUUUAAAAAUGGGGAUAUAGUUUCCGAAGUGUAAUUAAAAAAGGACUGUUUAGAAAUUACAGCCACAAAUUGAGUAUGUCRUAUGCAGUCAUAAAAAGGGGAUCAGCUUUCUAAUGUGAUUGCAUUGAGGAUUUACUUUUCCUCUCACCAGUUCACUACCUUAGGAAUGAAUAUGAAUUGUGAGUAUCUGCUUCAUAAGCAUCGCAUCUGAUAUUUAAUAUGGACUGAUAGCUAACUCAAAGGAAUUUAUUUUCUUAAGUUGUAAGAAUUUGCAAGUAGGGGACUGAUGGCUUUACUGGUCUUUUAAAAAUGUUUCCAACUUCAUUAUUACUGGAACUGUGAGUAAAAUAGAAACUGUAAAAGUAACUUAAGUAGACUUAAAUGUUAUCAUUUACAGGUUCAGAGAAGACUUAUUUUGCUGCAGUGUGGGAAGAGAUGACAAAGGGGAAUCUUUUGCUUUGUAUAAAAACAAUGAAAAAUGGGUUUUGGGCAAAGUUGCACAGAAUGCAAAUUUGGCUGUCUUGCAGUUUGUUUGCAAGGCUUACAAUAAGUACAUGUGUGAAUAAAGCAAAAUAGAAACUGAUGUGUGCAUGUGUAAGUGCCAUUUUUAGUUGGCUUUCCACUGAUAAUUUCAGGGUGUAGUUUUACUCUACUACUCCAUGUGAGAGUAUAAUAAUCAUGCAAAUCUGUGUUGUAGUAGUAGCUGUGUUCAAAGUGUACAGAAAGCCUAAAAAAACAAUUGGCUGUUCCUAGAGUUUCUCUUCUGUUAGAUCAGAUGGCUGUAUAUAAAAUUGUCUUCUUACUAUUUAGCACUGAUGUCUGUCAUUUAGUCUCUGCUAGAUUAAAUACUUGUGGAGCAGAGCUAAGUCUGUUUAUGUACAAGGGAUCCACUGAAAUAUUUCAUUUUUGCUCUCUCCCCUUUCAAACUCAUGCUGAAAAUUACUUUUAAAAAUUCUAAAUAAUUUAGUCCAUAGUUUCAUCAAUAAAUACGGGGGGUGGGGUGAUUGGUUUUUUAGCAAAUAAAACAAGCAUGUGGAAAGUCACUUUUAAAAUAUGAGAAUCUGCUGCUUUUUUCACAUUCAUGUGACAARUCUGUUUUUGUGAAUGCUGUAAAUUGAUCUGCAUUUUAAUCAUUAAUCAUUGUGUAGUUAUCACUUACGGAAAGCAGUCAUGGUAAAAUAAUGCAAAGAUGUUGCUGUUCAUGAGUUCUGACCGCAAAUCAGGUCUACUUUAUUAUUAAUCUAACUGUCAUGUAUUUUAAAUGCUUAAGUGUUGAAGUGGAAAGUAUAGUGAACUUGGGAACUGGUUUAUUUGGAAAUAUUGUUUAUGGCAAAUUUAGUGUAUAGUAUGUGAAAUAAAAUGAGAAUUCACUGUAAGUAUUAUAAAGGAAUUCACCAAAGAGGCAUGUAAAGGAAUCCUGUUUUAUGUGUUAUGUUUUACUGUGUAGGCUCCAGAGUGGCAUUUUCAAGUUCCUCAACUUUCGUAAGUGCAAGAACAUGUUGAAUUAAACUACAUGCAAGAGCUUGGGUAAAAUACUCAGUUCCUCGGUUGGUUUCUUUUAAAGUCUCUGUGAGUAUCAAGACAGCCAUGCCAGAGAAUCAUCCAGAUUGGAAACGACGUUAGCAUGUUAUCCAAAUUUCUGCUCUAAGCAAGGAUUACAUUGACUUGYCCGUGCCCCUGUCCAGUCAACUUUUAAAAUCUGACUCUUAUUACGUAAACCUUGCCUUUUCAAACAUGUUAAAUUUAACUUAGGCAACAAUUCUAUCCAAAUUGCCUUGGAGCAGUAACUAAGUUUAUCUUGCAGUCUGACAUAUGCAGAUGUAUCUGUGAAAUUGAUCAAUCCUGUUUCUCUAGGAAUAGAAUUCUAGGGCAUUUUGCCAUGUGAAAUGGAGGACUUAGAGAUGGAAGAUGAGAUCUCAAGAGUGGUACUAGAGACUGUGAUAUAAUAUUUUUUAUGUCAAAGACUUGCUUUCAUUACUGACAGUUUUACGGUUGUAGUUUUGGUUCUCAGAUCUGUGACUUUAGGCAGAGUGAGAAAGAAUGCUGUCAGUAUAAAGCAGCUGUUCUGUGGUGGAAAAAACCUUUUGCUUUGGGCUAUUCUAUUUUGGUCCUGCUCCCAUCAGUUAGAAUGAACAUGUUUAGAUUUUUUUGUGUAUACUUUCUGUAUCUUCCAAAACACGUAACACUGUCCAGAGUUGCUGGGUUUUUGCCCAUGCAAAAAUGUAAAUGAGUAUGGGCUGUAAAAGCUAAUUCCAACCUUUUUAAUCAUAACUUUUUCUGGUUUUCAUUUGGGUCUCAGGUACUCAACUUUUAGCUCACACAAAUGAUCAGUGUGUGGGUUCAGCAAGAGGUGCCAUUGAAAACUACAAAAUAUGGAACUGGCUGUAGAAAUAGGUUGUGGAACAUGAACAAUUUCUAUGCACACUCAUGCCUGAUACAAUUUUUUGUACCUUGCUUUUCUUACUACUAUUUUUUUCUUCGCUCUUUCAAGAAGAGAGCUGAUUUCAAGGAGGUAAGUGUUGCUGAAGAAAGACAGACUCUAAUGUUUCCCUCCAGUGAAGAAUUACUUGGCUUCUUAUCCAUCUCUUGCAAGGAAAGCAUUCAUGUGUACUAACUGAUAACAGACUGACAACAGGCAUGGAACUUUGGGCUAUGAGGCCUCUUGGAAACAGGCAAAUGUCUACCUC
Molecule: messenger RNA, 4137 nt
Organism: Malurus melanocephalus (red-backed fairy wren)
Lineage: Eukaryota; Metazoa; Chordata; Aves; Passeriformes; Maluridae
Gene: SLC25A46
Product: solute carrier family 25 member 46
Exons: 8
Coding region: 130-1353 (407 amino acids)
Biological process (GO): mitochondrial membrane fission; mitochondrial fission; axon development
Cellular component (GO): mitochondrial outer membrane
Source: RefSeq, a predicted model, not a curated record